Messenger RNA from Bemisia tabaci, 2311 nucleotides. Lineage: Eukaryota; Metazoa; Arthropoda; Insecta; Hemiptera; Aleyrodidae. The record is from RefSeq and is a predicted model, not a curated record.
GAAUCGAUAACCACCCUCUCAAAGUUAACAUCUUUGACGGUUUAAAGUGAGUCUUUCAGUGCCUCGGUUACCCUCUUCCGCGUAUUGGUGUCCUGUACCUUUCCAAUCAGGGAUCAUUUUCCACAAAAUGGGAGUACCAUGGACGGAUCAACUGUUGAGACGGGGGCUCCUGUUCGGGACUGUUACGUCACUGCUGGCCAUUGUGCACUGCGAAAAUGUAGAACCAAAACAUUCGGAAAUAAACAGCAAAGUCGAGGAAUUCGGAAUAUGCCCGGAUGUUAUAGAUAAGAAUGCAAACUUAAAAUUGAUUCAUGUCCAAUUCAGACAAACAGUCACGGUAAUGCUAGGAAAUAAGGUCCACGUCAAAGCACUGGGUUGCAAACCGCAUAAUAUAACGUGGGAAGCAGACAAUAGCACUCUCUAUACACUACUUCUUGUGGAUCCAGACUGGCCAAUCAAGGAGCCUCGCACGAUAAACGAAUUCCCACAUUGGAUGGUCGGAAACAUUCCGGGAAGCAAUGUUGACAAAGGGGAGACCAUAAUCGACUAUGUCGGUUUCCGCGCUACGGUCGUCGAUGAAAAUCCUCACCGGUACACUUUUCUAGCAUAUGCGCAACCUAAAAAGAAACCUAUUAAAUUCGAUGAGCCACGAUUGAAUACCACGCAAAUUUAUGAGAGAUCAUAUAUUAAGAGAUUCUCCAACUUCUCGGGUAAAAACAUAGCGAAGAAAUAUAAUCUGACGAACGUUGGAAUUAAUUUCUUCCUCGUCAGCCACAAAGAGAAGUAUAUAGACGACGACUACUUAAUCGACAAAGAAUACUGGGACGACUGAUCUGUCGGCAAGAUCUACUCUUUGCUUCUGGCAAAUUCUUGAGCCUGGAAAUGAUCAAAUUGCGGCUAAGAGCAAAACAAAAGGUGCCCAGGAUAACUCUCCUUCCUCUUGAGCCAGUGAGGACCUCAUGUUGAGGAUCAAAAUUUCAUGGACAUAAUAUACUGGGUCAACUGAUGUUUUGCCCUGUCAAAACGUGUCUUUUGCUUUGAGGCAAGUUCGGGGAAUGAGAAGUUUUCAAGAGCAUUUCGGCACUAUAUCUACCCUCCCAUGCUGAAGAAAAACGUCGUAUGAGCUUUUGGAUGUUGCUAAAUUUCCGUUGAUAAAAAUAAUAAUUUGCGGGGAAACCUGUAAAUAUAUUUCUGCCAAUUUUUAGAACGAAAUUCGUUCACAGAUUACUCUAAAGUAUCUGAAAAUUUCAAGGAUAAGUAUUCCUUAAUAAUAUAUAAAUGUUUUAUAACGGAAAAUUUGGCAACAUUUGAAUACUCAUACGGCAUUUUAUUUCGGUCAAGUAGGAAUAUCAAAUUACAGCGGGUGGUCAUCGAUUUUAUGCAUAAAUAUGAUAAGUUAUUUAAAAGUUGAGCAAAUUCGAAGCAUUGAUACCAUCUUAGAAGAUGAUCAAGGUUUUUUGUUUUAUUCGGGCACAUUUUAUUUACAAAAAACUUAUUUUGUGUCCUUUCCUCCCCUGUAGACCAAUGUAAUUUUUCUUGGAAUUUUGAUCGCUUUGCGUUUCAUCUAAAAAUGCUAGCUUCUAAUACAUUCAAAUUGUAGAUGACUCAUUCUUUUUUUUUUUACGAAAAAGAUAUCAACGCGUGAAUGUGAUCACAGACUUUGAGUCCGUGGCGACUUUUAAAAUCAGAGCGAUCACCUCUGCUCCUCGUAAAGAAAGACAUUUCGAAAAAAUUUCUCAGAUUUAUGAAAUAUAAUCGUUAUAUUUUCCGUUAUGUUUUAUUUCUCUUGAGACUGCAAGGAGAAAACACAAAAAAGAACGUAAAACUUCACUCUUUUGGCCUUCAGCUAAAUUCAUGUAGCCCGCUGAAGUUCUCAUCAUUGAGUAUAUGUGUAUGAUCAAAAGACUUUAGCUUUUAACAAUUUAGUUACGUUGCAUGUAAACACCUCAUUGUGCUUACAGAAGUUCAGGAAUUUGUUAGGCUUUGCCCGUGUAAAAUUUCCUUACUUAAAUUAUCAAAAGCAAUUGAAAGUGAAUGCUGUUAAGUUUUAGAACAAUCCAAAGGACGAGCUUUAUUUAGUCUCGGUUUUUCUCGCCUCAAAGAACCACUUUUCAUGGGAUUUUGGCACUUCUGGAACUUACACCCUUCAAAAAAUCUGUUCUAUUAUCAUCUUCUAUCUCAGUUACUUAAACCAUUAAGAUCUACUUGUAAGAAUUCCUUAUGAGGAUUGAGAAAGGAAAUUUUAAACGUGAAUUUUUGUUAACUUGUACUUUGCACACAGAGUCUCAAAUAAAUUUUUUUGCGAAAUUAA